Molecule: messenger RNA, 1275 nt
Organism: Lathyrus oleraceus (garden pea)
Lineage: Eukaryota; Viridiplantae; Streptophyta; Magnoliopsida; Fabales; Fabaceae
Exons: 3
Coding region: 98-1213 (371 amino acids)
Source: RefSeq, a predicted model, not a curated record
AAAUAUCUUAGGUCAUCUUAUCUGUUCAAAGAGUGAAGAAGUGAGAGCUUGAAGAAGAUAGGUUGCUAGUAUAAGAAGAAGGAAAAAAGGGCACAGCAUGCUUGGAAUUUGUGUUUCUUUCAAGAGGAAGUUACAAUGCAAACCCGAGGCAAAACAAGUUCAUGAACCAAAGACAUCAUGGCAGCAAAAUGGCAACACUACUGCAAAUAAUGAGAAAACAAAGUCAGGUUUACUUGAGUAUUCAAACAUCAUCCAAGGAAGCAAGAGGUACUUAAAAAAAUCACUAAGUUUGAAUCCAAAAUCUGAAGGGAUGAUGAUUGAUAUAAGUGAUCCUAUAAACCAUGAAAUUCUUGAUGAUGAUAGUGAUUUGGAAGGUUGUUAUAGAUCAAUAACAAGGGCUUCAUCAACAUCUUCAAGGUUAAGCAAUCGUGUUUACUAUAAUGAAGAAAAUGUCUUAUCUAAUACAAGGUCGUUGGUUCAUAUGGAUGGUCCUUCAAUGUUGAAAUGUUACAAUUAUGGUGACAAACUCAACAGCCAUAAUACUGUUGAAGCACACCAUAUCACCGAGCAUUCAGUCACGGAAAUUGAAGAAGAAUCAUCCCGGCAGAUAGUAGAAACAAUAUGUGGAAGAGGAAGAAGCUUGGUUAGUUCAGAAUUGUGGGAGAUCGAUUGCAUGUUAAAAGUCCACAACAAGCCAAAAACACUAGCAUGCUUUGACAAGUGUAGAGAAAUGGUGAAGAUUAAGGCAAACACUAGCAAGAACCAUCCACGUUGUCUUGCUGAUGGAAAUGAGCUUCUAAUGUUCCAUGGCACUAACAUUGCAUGCUCUCUUGGCACAAACAGUUGUUAUAGUUUGUGCAAUUUAGACUACUGUGGUGUGUGUCAAAUUCUAAGAAAUGGUUUCUCGGCUAACAAAGAAUUUCAAGGUGUAUCAGGUGUUUUUACGAGUUCCACAAGGGGAAAAGCCCUUGAUUCUGUUAUGAUAUUUGAUGAGAGUGAAUGUACAAGAAAAUCAGUUAUAGUUUGUAGAGUAAUAGCUGGGAGAGUUCAUUAUCAUUUUGAAGAAAUUCACGAAGAUUUUGAAUCAAAAUUUGAUUCAUUGGCAAAAAAGGUAAGUGAUCAUUCAGAUAUUGAGGAACUAUACUCGUUGAAUCCUAAAGCUCUACUCCCUUGUUUUGUGGUAAUCUACAAACAACAAACGGUGAAUAUUUAAAGGUUCCAUACUUUUAACCAUGAAGGUUCUCAUGUUAGAUUUGUAUUUCUUUUCAAUUUUAG